AGACACCUGACCUCUAUUUUAAUCAGCCAAUCAGGACUGGAGUUGGUAAUUUUGAUCUGCCUAUAUGUACCUACUGCUUCCUAUGCAAUUGUCACAACAAAAUUCUCAGAGGUGCAUCCAAGCCAAGAGAAACAUGGUACAAAAAUCGAAUCCUCCCGUGAAAAGAGCUUCGAGAUCUCCUUACGUGAAACCUCCCUUCACUCUAAGCGAUGUUAAGAAAGCAGUUCCGCCUCAUUGCUUUGAGCGUUCGGCGAUUCGCUCUUUGUCAUACCUUGUCUUCGAUGUCAUCAUCUUAUUUUCUCUUUACCACAUCGCCGCAAACUAUAUCUUAGCUUCUGAAUUCUUUCAGUCUUCUAAAUUAUAUCUUGUUACAGCCGGGAUUAUAUAUUCGGUGCUUCAAGGUCUGAUUCUAGCUCGAUUUUGGGUCAUAGGUCACGAAUGCGGACACAACGCUUUCAGUGAGUACCAAUGGCUCGACGACACAGUCGGAUUCAUCACCCACUCUGUCGUCCUCUUUCCUUACUUCUCUUUCAAAUUCAGUCACCAUCGCCACCACUCGCGAACUGGAUCCCUAGAAGAAGAAGAGUUUGAUAUCCCUCUUCUAAAGUCUCAAGUUUCAUUCGUGUUUAAAUACCUCAGUAAUCCUGUCGCAAGACUUUUCGUUAUUGCCUUAGUUUUGGUUGUAGCGGUGCCUCUAUACUUGCUUGUCAACUUCCGUGGUCGAACUUAUGACCGAUUUGCCUCCCAUUUUGACCCAUACAGUCCCAUGUUUUCAUCAAGACAACGGGCUCUCGUCUUACUUUCGGAUGCUGGAUGUUUUGCAGUCAUCUAUGCAGUAUACAAAGCUGCUAUGUUGAAAGGGUUCGCAUGGGCUGCUUUCAUCUACGGAGGACCUUACCUUUUCACAAACGCUAUGCUUAUCAUAGUUGCAGUACUUCAACACACGAACCCUCUCGUACCUUACUAUGAUCACUCCGAGUGGGAAUGGCUAAAGGGAUCCAUGGCCACCAUUGACAGAGAUUUCGGAAUUCUCAACACGGUGUUUCAUCAGCAACCGAAUACUCACGUAGCGCACCAUCUCUUCCCGAAGAUGCCACACUACCAUGCAGUGGAAGCCACCAAAGCAUUUAAACCAGUGUUGGGAGACUACUAUCAGUAUGAUUUUACCCCAUUCUAUAAGUCACUGUGGACUACUCUGAAAGAUUGUGUCUACGUUGAGGAAGAUGAGAAGAACAAAGGAAUAUAUUGGUAUAACAAUAAGUUUUGAGUAAAAAUGCUCAAAUCUGAGUGUCGUCUGGUACUGUGUAAUGCUUUAAGUUGGUUUCUGUUCAUGUUUCAGUUCUCUUACGUUGUACUGUGAUUGCUGUUAUAAAUUAAAUCCGGUCUCUUUACCGUUUUUUCA
Messenger RNA from Daucus carota subsp. sativus, 1402 nucleotides. Its product is annotated as delta(12)-fatty-acid desaturase FAD2-like. Lineage: Eukaryota; Viridiplantae; Streptophyta; Magnoliopsida; Apiales; Apiaceae. The record is from RefSeq and is a predicted model, not a curated record. Gene Ontology annotation, biological process: lipid metabolic process. Bases 65 to 1267 code for a protein of 400 amino acids. Gene Ontology annotation, molecular function: oxidoreductase activity, acting on paired donors, with oxidation of a pair of donors resulting in the reduction of molecular oxygen to two molecules of water. The transcript is spliced from 2 exons.